CGCUUACUGCACCCUUCGCGAUGGCGAGUGGGAAAUAGAGACGUACUCAGUCGGUGCUCGUUAACCUGCGAUGUCGAGUUGAUUUUUAAUCCCGAUCAUCGCUCGCAGCACCUUUUUAAAAAAAAACGGAUCAGAGCGCUGAAUAAUGGCCAGCAAAGUAUGGCACUCAGAAUUGUGGAAGUCAUGGGAUAAACAUGGAAGAAACGAUUUCCUCAAGCUAAUCAAGCACAAAUUUAAGGAAGGCAACACACCAGAAUGGAGACGUGGAAUAUACGAAUUAAUAUCAAACGGAAUCCAUGGGAACAUAAAAAAGGACAGUGUAGUCCAGACAUUAGGUGAACUUACGAAUUUGGAUGGUGCAAUACCAUCUGCAAUAGUAGACAUAUUAACCUUAUUUGAUGCAGAAGCACACAAUGAGGAACGGAACAAUUUUUAUUAUAUCGUGAAAGAAAGUGAAAAGUUUUUAACUGACAGAAUAUUGAAAGAACGUUUAGAAAUCGAGACUUUGCAAGAUGUAGGAACACUGAAAAACAAAAAUUUUCAAACCAAGUUCAUAAAAGUGAAAACGAAAUUAUAUUAUAAGCAAAGGAAGUUCAAUUUAUUUCGCGAAGAGAGCGAGGGUUAUUCCAAACUGAUUGUAGAGUUAAAUCAAGAGCGUCAAGACAGCGAGGUGGCUUCAACACUGGAAAUUGUCAAGUCACUUAUUGGAUAUUUCAAUCUUGAUCCUAAUAGAGUCCUCGACAUCUUACUAGAAACCUUUGAAAAUCGACCACAGGACGAUGCUCUGUUUAUUCCCUUAAUACGCUCGUAUAUGAGCGAUCAGCAGGUACUCUGCGAGGUAUUAGGAUUCAAGUAUUGCUCCACCAUCAACGCCACGCCGUUCUCGCUGCAAAAGGUCACCGCGCUUAUGCUACAGUAUGGCGUGAUCCAACUGGACGACAUAUUACCCUGGCUGGUGCCAGACGACAAAACCAUCAUAUCGGAUCACGAGCUGGCGAUGAAACAAGCCAAGGAGUAUGUGCGAAAAAUGAGCGUGAUCUCGACGAAAGAUAAGGAGGAGACUGUGGAGGAGAAGGACAAUUCACAAGAAAAAUACGCGAGCAAUCAAAAGUUUGGUCUGUGCGAAGCCCUCCUGGAAGUCGGGGCUUGGGAGGUGGCUCAAAGUUUAUUCAGCCGCUUACCGGACUAUUGUCUCACCGAUCAGCGCCCCAUAGCUUUAACACUCUGCAAAAUGAUACAGGCCCUUAUCGAGCCCGUGUAUAGAAAGAACUGCAUCGUCUCACCGAAAUUGCCAGGCCGUAAAGUGCCUCCCCUGAAGAGCGCCCUCGCGCCGACACCGAUACAAAACCUGGACGACAUUCACGAUCACCUGCUGCCAAUGCUGAUCGUCCUCGGGCCGAACCUGCAUCAUGAUCCUAUUCUGAUGUACAAAGUGAUGAGGCUGUGCAACGCCGCCCUCAAGCCGCUCGACGAGAAUAACCAGCCGUUGAACAAGAACAACAGACUAUAUUACGACGUGCUGACCAUAUUCGACGUCGCACUACUGCCCUCUCUCUCUUUCAUGGACUGCAACUGUUGCGUGGCCGAGGAGCUGUGGAACAUCCUCAAGUGCUACCCUUACCAGAAUCGUUACUGCCUGUACGCGCGCUGGAAAAACGAGACGCCGUUGCAACACGCCGCUCUCUUGCGGAAACGCGCGGACGCUCAGAAGAAGAUCAAGUCGAUCAUGAAGCGAGUGAGCAAGGAGACGAUCAAGCCGGUCGGCCGUUCCAUCGGCAAGCUCACUCAUUCCUCGCCGGGCGUGCUAUUUGAUUACGUCCUCGUGCAGAUCCAGUUGUAUGACAACCUCAUAGGACCUGUGGUGGAUUCUUUAAAAUACUUGACGAAUAUUUCGUAUGACGUAUUAGGAUACUGCCUUGUAGAGGCAUUAGCAAGUGCUGAUCGAGAUAGAUUUAAACACGACGGCACCAGUAUAUCUUUGUGGCUGCAAUCUUUAGCUUCCUUUUGCGGAGCGAUAUUCAAGAAAUAUAAUAUCGAACUUAAGGGGUUAUUACAGUACGUAGCGAAUCAACUUAAGGCUCAAAAGAGCUUAGAUCUACUAAUAUUAAAAGAGAUAGUACAAAAAAUGGCUGGGAUUGAAGCAGCUGAAGAAAUGACGUCUGAUCAAUUAGAUGCAAUGGCAGGUGGGGAUUUAUUGAAGAACGAGGCCGGUUACUUCAGCCAGGUCCGCAACACGAAGAAAUCUUCGAUGCGUUUGAAGGAUGCUCUCGCCGAGCAUGAUCUCGCAGUCGCUUUAUGCCUGUUAAUGGCUCAACAGAAACAUUGUGUUGUCUACAGAGAGACCGACAAAUCUCACCUCAAGCUUGUUGGUAAACUGUACGACCAGUGCCAAGACACGCUGGUGCAAUUCGGAACGUUUUUGGGAUCUACUAUGACUGUGGACGAGUAUGUGAGACGACUACCCUCGAUUCACUCUAUGCUCCAGGACAAUCAUAUACACUCGGAUGUCGCAUUUUUCCUGGCGAGACCGAUGUUCGCACACGCCAUAAAUACAAAGUACGACUCUCUUCGUAAAGCCGAUCCUAAUUACAAGAAAAUGUCCACGGCCAUGAAGCAAUUGAAGUAUGCAGAGGCCGCGCAGGCCGUUAUGGCACCUGUCGCUCAAUCAGUAAGACCGUUGCACCCCCUGAAAGUGUGGGAGGACAUAUCGCCGCAAUUCUUGGUCACAUUUUGGUCCUUGUCGAUGUACGAUCUGUACGUGCCGGUUGAAAGUUAUCAGAGGGAAAUUGGCAAAUUGAAGCAAUUAUCGACUCAAACCACCGAUUCCAAAGAUUUGAACGUGAGUAAAGGGAAGAAGGAGCAAGAGAGGUACACCACUCUUAUCGAGAAACUACAAGAGGAAAAGAGGAAACAAGAAGAGCACGUUGAGAAAGUCUUCGCGUAUCUGAGACAGGAAAAGGACACAUGGUUCUUGUCGCGAAGCGCCAAAUCUGCAAAGAACGAGACGAUAACACAGUUUCUACAGUUAUGCCUAUUCCCAAGAUGUACAUUCACGACUGUGGACGCCAUGUACUGUGCGAAAUUUGUACAUACCAUCCACUCCCUGAAGACUGCGAACUUUUCAACCUUGCUUUGCUACGAUCGUCUUUUCUGUGAUAUUACAUAUUCAGUCACCUCGUGCACAGAGAACGAAGCGAAUCGAUAUGGCAGAUUUUUGUGCGCCAUGUUGGAGACUGUGAUGAGGUGGCAUUCCGAGAAAGCCAUAUUCGAUAAGGAAUGCAGUAAUUAUCCGGGAUUCGUGACAAAGUUCCGCGUGAGCAAUCAAUUUUCUGAAGCGAAUGACAUGGUCGGGUUUGAAAAUUACAGACAUGUGUGUCACAAGUGGCAUUACAAAAUCACAAAGGCCAUUGUAGUAUGCCUCGAUUCAAAGGAUUACGUGCAGAUCAGGAAUUCAUUAAUAAUAUUGAUUAAGAUAUUGCCGCACUUUCCUGUCUUGGCCAAACUUUCUCAGAUCUUGGAACGAAAGGUAGAGAAGGUGAGAGAGGAAGAACGUGGCCAGCGUCAGGAUCUGCACGUCCUAGCUACGUCGUACAGUGGGCAAUUGAAGGCCAAAACUCCCAGUAUGAUACGCGAGUCAGAUUUUCAUCACGUGGGCGACAAGGCCGGAAAGACACAAGACACUGCAAAUAACGAUACAAACGAAAAAGUCAGUAACGGAAUGGCGGUCAAAGAGAUCAAUAACGGAGAUAACCGGCCGGAGAAAGAAAAUAAAGAGCAACGAGAAAAGCGGAAUUCAUCUAACCCAACACAUCAUGAAAACACCGAGAAGCUCAGAAAGAAAGAAGAUAACAAAGACGUUUCAGAAGUGAAGGAGAAAUAUAUAAAAAAAGAAGAAGUGAAAGAGGAUGAGGGAUUGGAUAAGAAGGAACGCAAAUACUACAAGGAAGAGCACUAUUACAGCAGUGGUGUAGACAAUUUAGAUCGAGAUCUUUCUAGUGUGUCAAACAGUAGUGCCAGUUCGGGACCGACACAAGAAGGACUUGAGAGAGAUGCAAAAAGAAGAAAAGUGGAGAGCACUCCAAAGCAGGAAGUAAGACGCGUGGAAGCUGUCCUUGACAAGAAAGAACGCUCCAGCAAAGGGAAAACGCGUGACGAACAGAAAGAGCUCCGCAGGGAAAAGAAACAGGGACGAAAAAGAGAUCGGACAGAAGAAACCGUGACGACUACCGAGCAAAAACGAAGAAAGGAUGAUGAAAGAGCCAAAGGGACACAUCAGAACGGCGACAUUCCUGAGCACAGAGAGAAACAUCAUUAUAGUAAGGAAAAGUCUCCAUACGCAAAGGAUCGUCCUCAUGAACGCGAAGGCCGCGAGAGCCGUGAUAAACACAGGAGGAGUUCAGACCCGAAACGGAGAUGAUGUACAACAACGGAGAAGACCUCGACUUAACAUUUUCUAUGCUAUGUUUGGUGUUGCAUGUAAUGAUCGUAGAAUUCGAAAUAAAGCAAGAAGAAAUAGUGGAUA
Messenger RNA from Dinoponera quadriceps, 4522 nucleotides. RefSeq names its product THO complex subunit 2 (gene tho2). The coding region runs from base 146 to 4417 and encodes 1423 amino acids. The record is from RefSeq and is a predicted model, not a curated record. Lineage: Eukaryota; Metazoa; Arthropoda; Insecta; Hymenoptera; Formicidae. The transcript has 28 exons. Gene Ontology annotation, biological process: mRNA export from nucleus; mRNA processing. Gene Ontology annotation, cellular component: THO complex part of transcription export complex. Gene Ontology annotation, molecular function: mRNA binding.